Mytilinidion resinicola is the source of this 1875-nucleotide messenger RNA. RefSeq names its product pantothenate transporter liz1. The record is from RefSeq and is a predicted model, not a curated record. Gene Ontology annotation, biological process: transmembrane transport. Gene Ontology annotation, molecular function: transmembrane transporter activity. The transcript has 7 exons. Lineage: Eukaryota; Fungi; Ascomycota; Dothideomycetes; Mytilinidiales; Mytilinidiaceae. The coding region runs from base 93 to 1517 and encodes 474 amino acids. Gene Ontology annotation, cellular component: membrane.
CUGUUCGGUUUUCUGCCCUUUGCUCCUCUCAUAUCACCACCCUCUUCCCUAUCCUUCAUCCGUUUUGUCUUCAAUAUUCGAUACACUCUACGAUGGCAGCACACCCCGAAGAUCCUAAAAGCUGGGUCGAAACGGUGGACCAUCUGGCAACUACGGAUCGGAAGCAGGAUCUUGAGGAUGCCGUCUUCAUCGAGAAGACGGACGAGGAGAAGAAGCUAGUGCGGAAGAUCGACUUCUUCCUUAUGCCGACGAUAUGGGUGCUCUAUGUGUUCUCUUACAUGGUAUGGGCGUCCGUAUGCAACGCCAAAGUCGCAGGAAUGAACGUUGACAUCGGCCUCUCGGACACACAGUAUUUCCUCACAAUUGUGCUAUUCCAAGUCGGCUACGUGGUGGCGGAGGUGCCUUCGAACAUGAUAAUGUCCCGAUGGCGGCCGUCGCUCUAUGUCCCGUUAUUGAUGAUUUGCUGGGGCACCGUUGCAGCAUCUAUGUCCGCCGUGGAGACACCUGCGCAGCUUCUCGGCGUGAGAUUCGUCCUUGGGAUUAUGGAGGCAGGCUUUAGUCCCGCUAUUCUCUUCAUCAUUUCUACUUGGUACCGGCGACACGAGCAGUCUAAGAGAUUCAUGAUAUUUCUGAGUGCAGGCAUUCUGUCGGGCGCAUUCGGUGGGAUAAUUGCUGGAGCCAUAACUGACUCGCUCAACGGGAAGUACGGAAUUGCGGGCUGGAGGUGGUUAUUUAUCGUCGAAGGCGUAGCAACCAUUGGCGCUGCUCUAAUCGCGCCCUUCUUUCUGCUCGACUACCCAGCCACAACAAAGAAGUUGACGCAAGCUCAGCGCGACCUUGCGGUAGCUCGGUUGCAAGCCGACGGAAUCACCAGUCGAGGAGAGACGGGCGAGCGAUCUGAAGUAACACACUGGCGAGCAUUCAUUCAUGCAAUCAGCAAUUGGAGGCUUUGGUUGCUAUGCGCAGGCUACAUGACCAUUAUCGGUUGCUAUUCACUCUCCUACUUCAACCCCACCCUCGUGAAGGGACUCGGAUACACAGCUGUAAAAGCACAAUACAUGACGGUCCCGCUCUACGUUGUCGCCUUCGCCAUCGCGGUCCCCACCUGCAUUAUCGCCGACCGCGUCCCUUCCUAUCGUCCCAUAAUGGCUGGCGGUGUGCUAAUCCUCGGAUCUGUCUUCUGUGCACUCUCUGCUGGCAUCUACGCUUACGUCCCACUCUACGUCUUCCUCUGUUUCAUCAACAGCGCCAUCUGGACCGCAAACCCACUGGCACUAUCAUAUGCUUCGGUCAGCAUGGGCCCUCUAGAGCCAGAGACGCGCGCGAUUUCGCUGGCUAUCAUCAACGGCAUGGGCAACCUAGCGCAGAUAUAUGGGAGCUAUCUAUUCCCCGGCGCUGAUGCACCGAAGUACUUGAAGGGGUUUGUGGCGUAUGCCGGACUUCUGUUCUUCGGGGCUGCCGUAUAUCUAGCAGCGUUCUUUCUGUUCAGGAGAUCUCCAUUCAAGACGAGGACAUAGUUGUUUCAUGCGAGAAUGUCUGAAAAGAAGAUUGAAUAUAUCGAGUUUCAUAUAUAAGAGAAAUAAAACGAGUGACGGGCCCCUAUUGAGAUAAGGAGAACUGAAAUAACAGCGUUCGGUGCUAAGACGUCGGCCUAAGCAUCCACCAUGGUAGAGCCAAACGGGAUCUUAGCGGUACAGGGUAACUGCCUUCUCUAGCUCACUCGUGAACUCUGUGUGACGCUCGAGGCCAAAGAUUGAAACCGAGUCCGCACGAACACGUAGCCCGCCAAAAGCCUGACGAGUCUCUUCCAGCCUCUCCAAUUUCGACCUCUGCCUGCGCGGUUCUUGGAAGCAAAGGUUGAUAAUCUCAGCCGUA